AUGGUGGCCGACACAAUCGACCAGACGCAAGAUGAUAUCCCCAACGAAUACACACAGCUCCUCCCAAAGCCUCCGGACGAUGAAAUCGCUCGAGAUCCAGCGGCAGUCCGCUCAACCAGCCGUCUUGUGGCCGCAGAGUUUCUGCUCCUGCUAAAGGCCUCCAUCCCGGUCAUUCUGGCCUACACGCUGCAGAACAGUCUGCAGACCAUCUCCGUGCUGAUCGUCGGCCGGCUGUCGCCCGAGCAUCUCGCCGUGGCCGCCUUCUCGUACAUGUUCGCCAUGUGCACGGCAUGGCUCAUCGCCUUGGGAGGCACGACCGCCCUAGACACCCUGGCGUCGUCGACCUUCACCGGCAGCACGAACAAACACGACUUGGGUAUCCUCCUGCAACGCGGGUUCGUCAUUCUGGGUCUUUUCUACGUGCCCGUAGCGCUCCUGUGGGCGUGCGCAGAACCUGUCUUCAUACUCCUGGGCCAAGACCCCGAUUUGUCGAGACAGAGCGCCCGUUUCUUGACCUGUCUGAUCCCUGGUGGCCUGGGUUAUAUCUACUUUGAGGCUAUGAAGAAGUACCUCCAAGCUCAAGACCUGACAAAUUUUUUCUCGACAGAAAUCAUGCGCCCUGGCACCUACGUCCUUCUGCUCACAUCACCGAUCAAUGCCGGUCUCAACUAUCUUUUCUGCUACACUUUCAAGAUUGGAUUGCUUGGAGCCCCCCUGGCGACCAGCGUCUCGUACUGGCUUUCCUUUGCUCUCCUCGUGCUCUACACGCGCUUCGUGGCCGGACACGAGUGCUGGGGCGGCUGGACACGCAAGGCAUUCAGCAACAUGGGCACGUUUGCCCGUCUGGCGAUCAUGGGCGUCAUCCACGUCGGCACGGAGUGGUGGGCGUUUGAAAUCGUCGCCCUCGCCGCCGGGAGGCUGGGCACGAUCCCGCUCGCUGCGCAGAGCGUCAUCAUGACGGCCGACCAGGUCAUGAACACGAUCCCCUUUGGCGUCGGAGUAGCUGCCUCUGCGCGCGUGGGCAAUCUGCUGGGCGCGCGAAACGCCAGGGGAGCAGCGCGGGCUGCCAACACGGCGGCCUGGCUGAGCAUGGUCCUGGGCGGCGUGGUGCUGGCGGUCCUGAUGGGCACGCGCAACCACUUCGCCAAGAUCUUCAACGACGACGAGCGCGUCGUCCGCCUCGUCGCGGAGGUGCUGCCGUACGUCGCGCUCUUCCAGAUCGCGGACGGCCUGAACGGCAGCUGCGGCGGUAGUCUGAGGGGCAUGGGCCGCCAGCACAUCGGGGCUGCGGUCAACAUCGCCAGUUACUACUGCGGCGCGCUGCCGCUGGGGGUGUGGCUGGCGUUCCACGGCUGGGGGCUCAAGGGGCUCUGGGUCGGCCAGUGCAUCGCGCUGUAUCUGGUCGGGAUGCUGGAAUGGGCCAUUGUCGCGCUGAGCGACUGGAAGAAGGAGGUGGAGAAGGCGUUUUUGCGGAUGGACGGGCAUCAGCGUGAUCAGCACGAUCAGCAGUAG
Molecule: messenger RNA, 1512 nt
Organism: Rasamsonia emersonii CBS 393.64
Lineage: Eukaryota; Fungi; Ascomycota; Eurotiomycetes; Eurotiales; Trichocomaceae
Exons: 2
Coding region: 1-1512 (503 amino acids)
Biological process (GO): xenobiotic detoxification by transmembrane export across the plasma membrane
Cellular component (GO): membrane
Molecular function (GO): antiporter activity; xenobiotic transmembrane transporter activity
Source: RefSeq, a predicted model, not a curated record